This is a messenger RNA of Symbiodinium pilosum, 269 nucleotides long. The record is from the annotation of a GenBank genome assembly. Lineage: Eukaryota; Dinophyceae; Suessiales; Symbiodiniaceae.
GAGCUCGCGGUUUUGCCACCUCUACGAUGACUGUGAAGAGACAGAUGCGGACCGGAGCGCUCUACUUCUCCAGAGAGAGGUGACCGCUUUGCAGGCCUGGCCAGGCCUGGUUGCCAAGGGCGAGGAGGUCAACCCGAACCCUGGGAUGUUUGACUUUGGUGCCGGGCCACAGUCCUUCAGCAUCCUCGCUGGUGUCUCAAACGUCAAGCAGAAGGAAAUUCAAGGAGAAGUGCAAGGCCCCAUCCUGAGCAAACUGAGCGUUGGACGAG